Chinchilla lanigera (long-tailed chinchilla) is the source of this 3022-nucleotide messenger RNA. RefSeq names its product angiotensinogen (serpin peptidase inhibitor, clade A, member 8) (gene Agt). Bases 83 to 1516 code for a protein of 477 amino acids. Gene Ontology annotation, biological process: regulation of systemic arterial blood pressure by renin-angiotensin. Gene Ontology annotation, molecular function: serine-type endopeptidase inhibitor activity. Lineage: Eukaryota; Metazoa; Chordata; Mammalia; Rodentia; Chinchillidae. The record is from RefSeq and is a predicted model, not a curated record. The transcript has 5 exons.
AAAUGGGGACUGCACAGCCAGCCAGGGAAGAGCUGCGCUCCUCUGUCCAGGAUAGAGCAGGAGUGUUUUUCAGGGUACAGAGAUGAUUCUCACCAGUGUGGGCUUCAAGGCCACCAUCCUUUGCCUCCUGGCCUGGGCUGGCCUGGCUGCUGCUGAUCGGGUGUACAUCCACCCCUUCCACCUCCUCGUCUACCCCAAGAGCAGCUGUAUCCAGUUGGAGAAGUCCAAUGUGGAGACACCCAAGGAGCCGACCCUCACUCCUGCCCCUGUGCAGGACAAGACCUCCCCUGUGGAUGAGGUUGCCCUACAUGAGGAGCUGGUGCUGGCCGUUCAGCAGCUCGCACCUGAAGACUUGCUGCGGGCCAUUCAGGUUGGGAUGAUGUCCAACUUCCUGGGCUUCCGCAUGUACAAGACUCUGAGUGAGGUGGGGAGCACAGCCAGCGGGGCCAUCCUCUCCCCGACGGCUCUCUUUGGUACCCUGGCCUCUCUCUACCUGGGUGCCCGGGAUCCCACAGCCAGCCAACUGCAGGCACUCCUGGGCGUCCCCAUGCAGGCCCAGGGCUGCACCUCCCGGCUGGAUGGGCACAAGGUUCUCUCUGCCCUACAAGCCAUUCAGGGCCUCCUGGUAGCCCAGGACAGGACCAGUGGCCAGGCACAGAUGUUGCUGUCCACUGUGGUGGCCCUGUUCACAACACCUGACCUGCGCCUGAAGCAGCCGUUUGUGCGGAGUCUGGCUCCUUUCGCCCCUGUCGUCCUCCCACGCUCUCUGGACUUGUCCACUGACCCAGAUCUUGUGGCUGAGAAGAUCAACACGUUCCUGCAGGCUGUGACAGGGUGGAAGAUGGGUGGACCUCUCGCAAAGGUCAGCCCAGGCAACACCCUGUUGUUCAACACCUAUGUCCACUUCCAAGGGAGGAUGAAGGGCUUUUCCUUGCUGGCUGAGCCUCAGAUGUUCUGGGUGGACAACAGUACUUCGGUGUCUGUCCCUAUGAUGUCGGGUUCCGGCACCUUCUAUCACUGGAGCGACACACAGAACAACUUCUCCGUGACGCGUGUGCCCAUGGGCAAGAGCGCCGCCUUGCUGCUGAUCCAGCCCCACUGCACCUCCAACCUGGACCGAGUUGUGGCCCUCACCUUCAACCACGACUUCCUGGCACAGAUAAAUAACCUGUCUCCCCGGGCUAUGCGUCUGACCUUGCCCCAGUUGGAGCUGAGAGCAUCCUAUGACCUGCAGGAGCUGCUGGCCCGGGCCAAGCUGGCCACCUUGCUGGAUACUAACGCCAACCUAGAUGGGAUCAGUGACACCAACCUGACACUGGGAGAGGUGCUGAAUGGCGUCCUUUUUGAACUCAAAGCGGAUGAUAGGAAGCAUCCCACGGAGUCUACCCUCCAGCCAAGCACGCCUGAGGCCUUGGAAGUGACCCUCAGCAGCCCCUUCCUGUUCGCUGUCUACGAGAGGGAGGCAGGCGCCCUGCACUUCCUGGGCCGUGUGGACAACCCCCUGAGUGUGGCGUGAGAUCAGGGAGGGUGCCCUAUGGGGCCGCUUGCUGGAUGUGGGACAAAGCUGGCAGCAGAGCCCCCUGCCGUGUCAGUGACUAUCACCCCUGGUCCUCCUCCUUUCCUUCCCAGAGUAAUGCUGGGUGACAGCAGUCCUCUGUACACAGUGCUGUGAAUAACGAGCAACAGAAUCAGCCUCCCAAGCCAGGCUGCUUGGCGGGUGGGGGUGCGAGCCAGAAGCUGGUAGUUAGCACAGGCCCGUUGUUCGGGAAAGAAUGGGAAAUGACCAACCUGUUUGUGAAACUAGAAAGAGUUUGCUUUUGAUUGGGUUUUAAAAUUAAAACACACAUUUUGUUUUAUUCCCUUGGGUUUAUAUUUAGCUCAUUGAGUGUGACCAUGACCCUCACGGGAUUUCCAAAAUAAUGUUUAUCUUUCCUGUGAUUUUUGAAAAAGACAAAAGACGCAGGCAUCUGAAUUUAGCUAGAAUGUAACUAAGACAUCUCUAGAAUGUACCAUGGGUGAUUACCCCCGUGUGGUUAACAAAUGUAACAGUAAGAGGAUUCUUAGCAACACAGAGAUGUGCCACUCAGCUGACAGAGCACUCUCAAGGCCCUUGCUGGGCUUCUGGAGAGCCGGACCAGCACUUGGUCAUCCUUGCAGAGCUUCCUGGCCAUCUCUGCUCUGAUGGGCACGAUCAUCUGUGGAUGGCCAGGUGGAUCUUGUGGAUCUUGUCCACACAGAGACCCAGGAGAGAGAUGGGAACGAGGACAUCCUCCACCCAGGACAUGGGUCUGAGAGCGCUUCAUAUGAUGCAGGAGGUGGGGGAGAGAGGACAAGCUUCAUAGACACAUAUUUGCCUUUCCUUUUGCUGGUGUCUGCCUGUUCCAAUUGAUGGGGUUAGACCCACAGCCUCUAAUUCUGGGAUGAGCUGAGGGGAGGGCACCUGGCUGCCACAGUGACAGGCUAUGCUUCCUCCUGAGUGUCAUGUGCUCUGCCUUCCUCCUGACACACAUGCUGGAGUGGGUGAGCAGUGCAGCAUGCUGGUCGCUGGGCAGAGCCAGGCCGAGGCUCCCACACGGGGAUCCCAGGCCACCACAUAUGUGUAGCCUCCCUGGCUUCAACUAGAGUGUGGGCCCUGCCUGCCAUGCGCCACCACACAGGCAUGCCGACUGUGCCCCCCUUGGAACUGCCUGGGGCCAGUGUGGACCCCAGCAGCUGUGAGGACAUAUACUGCCCCCUCUUGACCGUCCUCAGAAUUUCAGCUUCUCCCCAGGGCCUUCCCUAUCCUUGGAUGUUCCUCACUGGCUCUGAUUCACUGAGACAGCUUGUCCUCUCUGCCCUGUGGGUGUGGCCCAGUCUGACCUAGAAGCAUAGGGCAGGUCCUGGGUCCAGAUGUGGAUCCACCCUAUGUACUGCUGUGUGACCAGGGGCCAGGUCCUCAGCCUCUCCAGGCUUGACUGCCCUGAUGUGUAAAAGAGAAAAUGCUGAGAUGGAUACAAUCAAUAAAUUAACCACUACUAAAAGA